Ipomoea triloba (trilobed morning glory) is the source of this 730-nucleotide messenger RNA. RefSeq names its product protein SAMBA. Gene Ontology annotation, molecular function: anaphase-promoting complex binding. The transcript is spliced from 3 exons. The coding region runs from base 92 to 433 and encodes 113 amino acids. Gene Ontology annotation, biological process: negative regulation of organ growth. Lineage: Eukaryota; Viridiplantae; Streptophyta; Magnoliopsida; Solanales; Convolvulaceae. The record is from RefSeq and is a predicted model, not a curated record.
AUAAUCCGUUAGCAUACCGAAGUCCGAAGCUUCAUUUUCAAAUCCGAUUGAAAUUUAUUCUGCCGUUGUAUUUAUCCGGGGCAUCAGAGAGAUGAGUAGCAGUAACAAUUCACUGACGUCGUCGCCGGCGAGGUCUUCCAUAUCUACGACGGCUAUUGUCGGUGCUAACGCCACUGCAGCGGCGUCUCUGGCUGUCGACGACUACCACUUCCCCGCCGAUCUUAUAUCAAUUCAAGAUCGAAAGGACGAGGCUCUUCAAGUUCUCAAAUCUGAUGUGAUGGCUGCACUCAAUAAAGUGGCUAAAUCCCUAGAUGAAGAUAGUUGGAUGUUUGAUGGGCCUCGGUCUCGUAUUCACCUUAUUUCAAGACCAGGUAGUUUUCUUCAGAAGCGGAUAGAUAUAGCAAAAGAGCAGACUUUGGCACCACCAAAAUGAUGGAAAAGAGCCUCAUAAGCAAGAUAAUUAUUUCCCUUUUUAUGGAAUCUAAUCUCUUUUAGUUCUGUUUUUGGUCUGCUUCUAUUAGUUUUGUAUUUUUACUGCUACCAAUCAAGCUUUGUGCAGAUUCCCAACUCUUUUGUGCUUUGUGAAUAUUAUUUAGGUGGCGUUUACAUGAAUUCUUUCCUUUCCCAACUCUAAAACUUGAGGAUUAUAUAGGACUAGAUAAACAUUGGAGUUUUGAGUUUGGGUUGAGUUUCUUGUGCGCACAAGUUUAAAGUGGUGUUGAUUCUCGAA